Durusdinium trenchii is the source of this 1377-nucleotide messenger RNA. The record is from the annotation of a GenBank genome assembly. NCBI's taxonomy places the organism in Eukaryota, Dinophyceae, Suessiales, Symbiodiniaceae.
AUGAGUGCGGCGCUGAAGGAGGAGGGGAAUCGGAAGUUCAAGGAAGGUGACUUCUCUGGAGCCGUGGAGGCCUACAGCCAGUCUUUGGAGCACGACCCCGAGCAGCACCUGUGCUACAGCAACCGCAGUGCUGCAUACUUGAAGUUGGGCAUGUUCGAGAAGGCGCUGCUGGACGCUGAGAGCUGCACGAAGAUGGCACCCGAGUUCCCAAAGGGAUAUUCCCGACAAGCUGCAGCUCUACAAGAGUUGAAGCGCUGGGAAGAGGCUUUCGCCAUUUUGGAGCAGGGCACCACGAAGUGUUCCCAAGACGAUGCCGCAGCGCUGCAGAAGACCAGCCAUGAGGCGAAAGAUCGUUGGCUGAUCUGCCAACUGCAGGGCUGUUGGCAUGGGAAAGUGACAGAGGCCUUGGGAGGCUAUGAGCAGGAGAUCGAGUUUUUGAACUCUCGCGAGGUGCGUGUGCAAGUGCUCGGCCGGUCCAUCAUGGGUCGAUUUUGGGUCGACGCCUCACAGAGCCCCAUGCAUUUGGACAUCCAGGUGGUGAUGGAGGACAUUCCGGUCACCAUGCCGCCACCACCGCCGGUGCCUUACAUCACAAAGGUGGACGACGAAGGCUUGCAUUUGUGUUGUCCUUACAUGAAGUUGGAAAGACCCGAGACCUUCGGCGGAGAAGGCUACUGCAAAAUGGCCAAGGGCACCUUGGACAACUCGCAGGACGCGUCGGUGCAGCAGCUCAGCAAGGCGGAACAGCUGCUCCUGUGCGCCAAGGAGGUGAUCAAGGCCUUGCCGUCGGAGCGGCCCCCGGAGAUCGACGCCAUGGACAACGAGGAGGCGCAGCAGCAGAAGGUCAUGGCCCAGGUGAAGUUUGAGACCGCCAUCUUCAAAGUGCAGAACAGGUUUGGUGAGGAGCUCAUGAAGGAGGUCUUCGAGGCCGCCAAGGGCGAGGCGCCCGAGGGGCUCCGCGGCACGGCGGAGUUGGAGGAGCUCCGGAGCAAGCUGCAGAUCAUCGAAAGCACCCCGGAGCCGGAGCCGGACCCGGUGGCCGAGCGCGCGGCGCGGCGCGCGCGGCGGAAAGCGCCGGUGCCGGAGGCGGAGGGAGACCUGGAUGAGGACGGGAAGGAGGGGCCGAGGCUCAACAAGGACGUGACCAAGCGGCCCACAGCCUCUCAAGUCCUUGGCUACCAAUGGUUUGAGAAUGCUCUCACCCCAUCCCGCAAGAUGAGGGGGAGGAACAACUGGGCCACGGUGGGCAUCACCAAGUCCUUCUUGGCCCGCCCCUCCGUCGCCGGUGACCAGGCGAAUCCGGCGGCCAAGGCGCUCCGGGAGCUGCAAAGGAGCUUGGGCGCUGAAGGUGCGAAGAUCCCUGGACGGCAGUCCUGA